Messenger RNA from Manacus vitellinus (golden-collared manakin), 598 nucleotides. Its product is annotated as rho guanine nucleotide exchange factor 2-like. The record is from RefSeq and is a predicted model, not a curated record. Gene Ontology annotation, biological process: positive regulation of neuron differentiation; regulation of Rho protein signal transduction; actin filament organization. The transcript has 2 exons. NCBI's taxonomy places the organism in Eukaryota, Metazoa, Chordata, Aves, Passeriformes, Pipridae. Gene Ontology annotation, molecular function: microtubule binding. Gene Ontology annotation, cellular component: ruffle membrane; cytoskeleton. The annotation marks the transcript as partial.
CCUUCCCCUUCCCAGACAACGAGGGGGACUGCGAGGACCUGGAAAAUGGGGUUUUUGGGGUCAGAAUUCCAUCUUCUCUUCCCAAACAACGAGGGGGACUCCAAGGAUGUGGAAAACAGGGUUUGGGGGGUCAGAAUUCCCUGAUUUUCCCUUCCCCUUCCCAGAAAACGAGGGGGACUGCGAGGACCUGUCCCGGGCCCUGCGGCUGGUGAAGGAGCUGCUGUCGGGGGUGGACGAGGAGGUUCACGCCUGGGAGCUGCGGGGGCGGCUCUGGGACGUUUACAGGCGGGUGGACCCCCGGGCCAAGGUGCCCCUGCCCUGGGAGAGCCGGCCCGGGGCCUUCGGCAGGGACGAGCUGCUCCGCAGGAAACUCCUGCACAGCGGCGGGAUGCUCUGGAAAACCGCGGCGGGGAGGUUCAAAGACAUCCUGGUGCUGCUGAUGACGGACGUGCUGGUUUUCCUGCAGGAGAAGGACCAGAAAUACACCUUCCCCAUGCUGGUGAGACCCCUGGAAUUCCACCCUGGAAUGCCAGCUUCCCACCCCUCAUCCCUGAAAACCAGGGGGACUGUGCAGACCUGGAAAACCUGGGAUUGGAGG